UAAUUCACCCCUCCCUGGUGUCCCCCCUUUAGAAAAGACAAUCACAGAGCGAAAAGCAGCACAGAUCGAUCCAAGCCAGCGCAUGUCACGUCACCACCGCAAAGCAAUCCUUUACCAUGGCUUCCACCUCCACUGAUACCUCUGUUACUACUAAUAGCUCAAAGUUCCUGGAGGGCUUCUGCUCGACAGAGGACUUUUUUCAUCAUUUUGUGCCCUACUUGACAUACCAAGAUGUAGGUCGAUUGGAAUCUGUGUCAAAACGACUCCAGACUCUGGCGCAAGAGUCCAUGUGGAAGGUCGUGUGUCGGCGCGACUUUAAUUUCCAGGAGGAUGAUCAUGAUAUGAUAGGACCGACCUACCAUCAAGAACGUCGGAGCUUUGACCGUCUGGAAAAGGCAUCCAAUUGGAAAUAUUGUUAUCAUAAAUGGUGGUUCUGGACCCAAUGGACGGGCGGAAAAGCCAAACCUCAUCACCUUCGCGAGGCCAUUGCAUUGUGGGCACGAUGCAGGGCGGUGCUGACAGAACUUGGAUUGCAAAAUGUGGUUGAUUCCUUGUGCCCUGGUUUGGAUCGUCGAGAAUUUAGUAGAAUGUUCAGGGCUCGAAACUAUCACAAGUGUCCAUUGCCAUCGUCAUUGAUUGCCUCCUAUUCUGUUCGUGCUGGACAGCAGGAACUAUCGCCACUGCGACCCCAAGUUCAAGAUAUCUUUUCCGGUCUCUUUGGCAGCUUUUCUUGCUAUGAUGACCUUUAUUCGUUGAGGCUUGUGAAUGUGAGAAGUUUUCAAAAUCCUUUUUCCCGAGUCCGCCUCAUGGGCGUUGCACCGAUUAUUCUCGGCAUUAACUGUGUAACGGUGGGCAAUAACCCACCUACAUACCUCUUUCUGCGAACCACUCCAGAGGAUCCAGAAGGUCAAUUGGCCAUUGCACACGAUUAUUUGAGCUAUGGAGAAAAGACUGUAGUAGGACAGGGAGGUUUUUUGGCCUAUUUACGCCAAUAUGUGGAACAUCUGGAAGCUGGCAUUUACAAACGAGUACAGUUCAUUGACGAGGAUCCAUCCUCUCAUGGGAUUGGUCUAUUUCCUGAUGGAGGUCCCACAAUGAGCUGUGCCAUCACAAGAGGAAUCGAAGUCAGGGCCAGUGCCCGCUGGUUCCCUGCUCGGCUACAAGAUCAGCAAGGACAGGAGAGCCAUUUUGGGUACAAUAUUCGAAUUCGAAUGGUAGAUCCUGACCCAGAGUUUGACACGUGUCAACUAGUGAGUCAACACUUGCAGUUUAUGGAUGGCAAUGGCAAAGUACAACGAGUUCAUAGGGAAGCAGUGGAUGGAAAGCAACCAGUUUUCUUUCAAGAUGCCACUGCUGGUAGACCGGGCUAUAUCGACAUGGGACCGGCUGGAGAUGGUGAUCGGUUUGAGGACAAGACAUUUGUCUAUCAAAGUGACACUGGACCUGUUGCCGGAACGUCAUUGCAGGAUACCAAACUGGCCAGUAUCAAGGGCACAUUUAGGUUUGUGCCAGGAACCAUUUCCAACCCAAAGGGCCCCGAGUUUCAUGUAGUUCUGGCAUCUUUCCCAUUGACUGUGCCGAUGCCAUUUUAUUGAGUCGAUGAAGUUUUAGUAGUAUGGUACCUAACUAUUAAUAGUACCAACCACAGCACAACGACUAGCUUUCUAGCUGGUACAUGUGGGC
Seminavis robusta is the source of this 1683-nucleotide messenger RNA. The record is from the annotation of a GenBank genome assembly. Lineage: Eukaryota; Bacillariophyta; Bacillariophyceae; Naviculales; Naviculaceae.